Molecule: messenger RNA, 2599 nt
Organism: Staurois parvus
Lineage: Eukaryota; Metazoa; Chordata; Amphibia; Anura; Ranidae
Source: the annotation of a GenBank genome assembly
CACUUUAAGUCACUUUAUAUCAAUUCAUGAUUUCUGUGUGUUAUUCGACAGAGUUGGUAAAGGAGUAUUUUCUGCCAUGAAGCUCGGCAAGACACGUCCACCGAAAGAUGACGGCAGGAGACAAGAUGAGCCGGCUGUCUUGGAAACAGAAGACCUGGAUAGGAAGGCAAUGCGACUAGGUGGUGGACUGGACCCGGACACCAUAUCUCUUGCCUCUGUCACGGCUGUCACAACUAAUGUUUCCAAUAAAAGAUCUAAGCCGGACAUUAAAAUGGAGCCCAGUGCUGGGAGACCAAUGGAUUACCAAGUUAGUAUUACAGUGAUCGAGGCUCGGCAACUGGUGGGAUUAAACAUGGAUCCGGUGGUUUGUGUUGAGGUUGGAGAUGAGAAGAAAUACACCUCCAUGAAAGAGUCCACCAACUGUCCGUACUAUAAUGAGUACUUCGUCUUUGAUUUCCACGUGCCUCCAGACGUGAUGUUUGACAAAAUAAUCAAACUGUCAGUCAUCCACUCCAAGAAUCUCCUGCGCAGUGGCACAUUGGUUGGCUCCUUCAAGCUGGAUGUGGGGACAGUCUAUACACAACCUGAACACCAGUUCUACCACAAAUGGGCCAUUCUUUCCGACCCUGAUGACAUCACAGCGGGGGUUAAAGGUUACCUAAAAUGUGACAUUGCUGUCGUUGGUAAAGGGGACAACAUAAAGACGCCUCACAAAGCUAACGAGACUGAUGAUGAUGACAUUGAAGGAAACCUGCUGCUCCCAGAUGGGGUACCUCCAGAACGCCAGUGGGCUCGCUUCUACGUUAAGAUCUACCGCGCUGAGGGUCUACCCAGGAUGAACACUAGUAUCAUGGCCAACGUUAAGAAGGCUCUUAUCGGGGAAAACAAGGACUUGGUUGAUCCCUAUGUCCAAGUCACAUUUGCUGGGCAAAAGGGAAAGACGUCAGUACAGAAGAGUAGCUAUGAACCCAUGUGGAACGAGCAGAUUAUAUUCACUGAGAUGUUCCCACCGCUGUGUAAGAGGAUGAAGAUACAGAUCCGAGAUUCUGACAAAGUCAACGAUGUCGCCAUCGGGACCCACUUCAUAGACCUGCGCAAAAUCUCCAAUGAAGGCGACAAAGGUUUUCUCCCAACUCUGGGUCCAGCUUGGGUCAACAUGUAUGGCUCCACACGGAACUACACCCUGAUGGACGAGCACCAGGAUCUCAACGAGGGGCUCGGAGAGGGGGGUGUCAUUUCGGGCCCGGCUUCUCUUGAGUCUUGCCGUGGAGAUUUUAGACACAAGUUCUCCUGAGCUCACCAGCUCCACCGAGGUGCAGGUGGAAGGAGCGGCCCCGGUAGCUGAUAACUGUACCGGUAAGAUGGAGGAAUUCUUCCUCUUCGGAGCUUUCCUGGAAGCCACCAUGAUAGAUCGCAAGAGCGGAGAUAAGCCCAUCAGCUUCGAGGUUACAAUAGGAAAUUAUGGGAACCAAGUUGAUGGGACGACACGGCCAAGUCUUCGGAAAAAAAAGGAAGGCGGUGCGGUGAUGGGGUAGAAGAAGAGACGGAACUCUUGCAGAACUCCAGUGAGGAUGAAGCAGACGAUGACGGGGAAAUGCAGUCUGUCUCCUGUACUCCAUCCAUGAAACCCUUUAUUACAGACAGGAACUACUUUCACCUCCCAUACUUUGACCGGAAGCCUUGCAUCUAUAUUAAGAGCUGGUGGCAGGACCAGAGGAGGAGACUCUACAAUGCCAACAUCAUGGACAAGAUCGCAGACAAGCUGGAGGAAGGGCUGAAUGAUGUCCAUGAGAUGAUAAAGACAGAAAAGCCAUAUCCAGAGAGAAGACUUCGGGGGGUGCUGGAGGAGCUGAGCAGUGCCUGCUUUCGCUUUGUCACAUUGGCCAACAAGGAUCAGAAUCAGAAUGGACGGACUAAACUGGACCGCGAGCGAUUAAAAUCCUGCAUGCGAGAGCUAGAGAACAUGGGGACCCAGGCCAAGACAAUGAGGUCUCAGGUGAAGAAGAACACUGUAAGGGAUAAAUUGAAGUUGGUCCAGAACUUCCUACACAAACUGCGAUUCCUGGCUGAUGAGCCCCAGCACAGUAUCCCGGAUGUCUUCAUCUGGAUGAUGUGUAAUAAUAAGCGUAUCGCCUAUGCCCGCAUACCAUCCAAGGACAUCUUGUACUCCAUUGUGGAUGAGGAGACUGGAAAGGAUUGUGGGAAAGUCAAGGCUGUCUUCCUUAAGCUACCUGGAAAGCGAGGUUUUGGCCCUGCUGGUUGGACUGUUCAGGCCAAGAUGGAGGUCUACAUGUGGCUGGGCCUGAACAAGCAGAGGAAGGACUUUCUGAAUGGUCUGCCCUGUGGGUUUGAGGAAAUUAAAGCUGCAAAGGGCCCAGGUCUGCAGUGCUUCCCUCCUAUUAGCCUCAGCUAUACAAAGAAACAAGUAUUCCAGUUGCGUGCACACAUGUACCAAGCACGCAGCCUGUUUGCGGCAGAUAGCAGCGGUCUUUCUGAUCCCUUUGCCCGAGUUUUCUUCAAUACCCAGAGUCAGUGCACAGAGGUCCUGAAUGAGACUCUGUGCCCGACAUGGGACCAGUUGUUGGUGUUUGACAAUGUG